Molecule: messenger RNA, 1557 nt
Organism: Onthophagus taurus
Lineage: Eukaryota; Metazoa; Arthropoda; Insecta; Coleoptera; Scarabaeidae
Source: RefSeq, a predicted model, not a curated record
AUGUGUUACGAUUAUAACGUCGCCAAUUGGGAGUAUAAUUUAGAUAUAAACAAUUCAACGAAAGAAGAUGUUUAUUUAACAAAAGAAUUUACAAGAAGACAUGCAAACGUUCUUACUAAACUUGCAGAUGCUGCUUUAGAAGACGACGAGUACGAAGAAUUAACAGAUAUUAUAAACGAAAUGACAGCCAUUUACAGCAAAGCUACAGUUUGUCCAUAUAAAAGAAAGAUUUGUGAUUUAAAACUUUCUGGGUUACCUUUAGAACCAGACAUUGAAGAAAUUUUUGCUAAAUCCAAAGAUUUAAAAGAACUUUCAUAUUAUUGGGCGCAAUAUCGACGACAAACUGGAUUCAAAAUAAGACCAAUGUUUAAAAGAUACGUUGAAUUAAAGAAUAAAAUUGCGAAAUCGGAUAAUUAUUCCGACUUUGGAGAGUAUUGGCGAAGCGAAUUCGAAAUACCUCAUUUAGAUGUAAUCGUUGAUAAUCUUUGGAACGAAAUUAAGCCUUUGUACGAUGAAUUACAUUUUUACGUUUUAAACAAACUCAAAAAAUUUUAUGGCGAUAAAAUAGAUGUUUCGGAUGGAUUAAUUCCGGCUCAUUUAACUGGUAACAUUCACGCCCAAACUUGGAUAAACAUCCUUCCAAAAAUCCUCCCAUUUCCCGAUUCGCCCUUAAUCGAUCUAACAACAUCCCUUAAAAACCAAAAUUACACCGUUUUAAACAUGUUUAAAACGGCAAACGAAUUCUUCACCUCUCUAAAUUUAGAAGAUAUGUCAAUGGCUUUUGGACCAAAAGGUGUAAUUGAAAAAUCAUCAAAAACCAAAAUGAUUUGUCACCCCAUGGCUUGGGAAUUUUGCCGAAACGAUGAUUUUCGAAUCAGCGUAUGUGCGCAAGUUAAUCAACACGAUUUCUUUUUAAUCCAUCACGAAUUGGGGCACAUACAGUAUUAUUUGCAAUACAAAAAUCAACCGGUUACGUUCAAAGAUGCCCCAAAUCCAGCUUUUCACGAAGCAAUCGGUGAUGUUAUCGUGUUAUCGGUGAUGACACCGCAACAUUUAAUGAAAAUAGGAUUAUUAAAUGAAGAUUAUAAGAUAACUAAUGAAACGACCAUUAAUAAUUUAAUUUCUCUAGCUGUAAAUUAUGUUACAAUGUUACCUUACGCCUUAAUUUUGGAUAAAUGGCGAUGGGAUGUUUUUAGUGGAACAAUUAGCGAAGAUAAAUGGAACGAUGCUUGGUGGAAUUAUAGGAAAAGUUUCCAAAAAAUUAAGCCACCAGUCGGUAGAAAUACCAAGGAUUUCGAUCCAGGAAGUAAAUACCACGUGGCCGCUGAUACCCAAUUUAUAUCUUAUUUUUUAGCAACUAUAAUGGAGUUUCAAAUUUAUAAAGGAAUAUGUAUAAAGGCUGGGCAAUAUCAUCCUGAUGUUCCAUUCACCGCUCCUUUACACGAAUGCGAUUUUUAUAAUUCAACUAAAGCUGGGGAAUUAUUAAACCAAUUUCAACAUAUUUUAGUAAUUAAAGUACAUAUUAGAGAAGUGAAGUUCUGCGCGACAAUUUCUUGA